Messenger RNA from Maniola jurtina (meadow brown), 4728 nucleotides. Its product is annotated as cell division cycle protein 23 homolog. The transcript has 7 exons. The record is from RefSeq and is a predicted model, not a curated record. Bases 123 to 1916 code for a protein of 597 amino acids. Gene Ontology annotation, cellular component: anaphase-promoting complex. Gene Ontology annotation, biological process: cell division. Gene Ontology annotation, molecular function: protein binding. Lineage: Eukaryota; Metazoa; Arthropoda; Insecta; Lepidoptera; Nymphalidae.
UCAUUGUCAAAUUUUAAACAAAAAUAAAGGCGGUGGUUGUUUGUUAAAACUUAAACAAUUUUAGAUUCUAAAGUUUAUAAAGUUUUGAAUUAAUUUAUUAAGUAAGCCACGAACUUUAAAUCAUGCAGCCUCUACUUAAUACGAAGGGUGAUAUUCAAAUAGAUCUAAAUCAAGUGAGAAUUGAUGUACUAAAUGGUAUUCGUGAAUGUAACGACCGCGGCUUGAUACAAACUGCAAAAUGGCUAGCAGAAUUGAAUUUUGCUCUUAAGGACCAUAAAAUUAAUCAAACAGAGCCGCCUAAGCCUCUUGAACAUGAUAUUAUACCUGAAGAAAGAGAAGCGUACACUCUAGCGAAAAGUUUCUUUGAUUGUCAGGAGUAUGAUAGAGCAGCUCAUUUUAUAGAAAACUGCACAAGCCCCAAGUGUGUAUUCCUGCACAAAUACUCGCAAUAUAUGUCAAGUGAAAAAAAGAGAUUGGACAAUGCCACUGAUACUGGGACGGAAAAUAUUGAAUCUACGCAAGUUUUAUUAGAUUUGUUAUCUUUUUUUAAGGCCAACCGCAACACCCUAGAUGGAUAUCUUUUAUACUUAGAAGGUGUUGUUUUAAAGAAAUUGGAUUUAAGGAGCCAGGCUGUGACUGUUCUACAAGCAGCAGUGGCAGCAUCACCCACUCUCUGGGCAGCGUGGGUUGAACUGGCUGGACUCGCUAAUGAGUAUGAGGCUUUAGACUCGCUACAACUACCUAAACACUGGAUGAUGUAUUUCUUUGCUGCUCACGCCUUUGUGGAAUUGAAGCUUUCCGAACAAGCACUUGAGGCAUAUAUGGUGCUUGCUGCAGCUGGCUUUGAGAAAAGUACUUAUAUCACUGCACAGAUGGCUAUUGCCCAUCAUGAUAGGAGAGAUGUGGAUUCAUCAUUGACUUUGUUUAGAGAUCUCUACCAAAAUGAUCCAUACCGCUUGGACAAUUGGGAUGUCUACUCUCAUUUAUUAUAUUUGAAAGAUAAAAGGAUGGAACUGGCAAAUUUGGCACAAAAAGCUGUUUCUAUUGACAAAUACAGAGUUGAAACAUGUUGUGUUAUUGGUAACUAUUACAGUUUAAGAAGUGAGCAUCAAAAGGCAGUACUAUAUUUCCAAAGAGCCCUCUCUCUGGACCCACAGUACUUAUCAGCGUGGAUACUUAUGGGGCAUGAAUUUAUUGAACUGCAGAACUCAAAUGCUGCAAUUCAGUGUUACAGACAAGCAAUAGAUGUCAAUAGGAAUGAUUACAGAGCUUGGAAUGGUCUUGGCCAGGCAUAUGAAAUUCUGGGGCUUAACGGUUACUGUAUAUAUUAUUACUCAAGGGCAGCCCAACUUAAGCCAGAUGAUUCUAGAAUGUUAGUGUCUUUGGGAGAAGCAUAUGAGAAGAUGGACAAAAUCCCUAAUGCCCUUAAAUGCUAUUAUAAAGCUCACAGUACUGGAGAUAUUGAAGGCAUGGCAUUGUUUAAAUUAGCUAAGUUAUACGAGAAGUCGAAUAUGCCUAAUAGCGCGGCGGCGGCGUACACUGCGGCGUGCCAGGACCCCGCCAACGCGGGCAGCAAGGAGCUCCCGGCCGCGCAGCGCUACCUCGCGCAGUACUACCUGCGCUUCUCGCUCAUCGACCACGCCGCGCACUACGCCUAUAAGUGCCUCGAACACGAGAGUACAAAAGAAGCUGGAAAAAACAUACUUAAAACAAUAUCCGAGAAAAGGCUCGCCGCAUCUAACUCUUCUCAGUCGAAUUUCAAGCCUGAAGACCUGCCAGACACUAUUAAAAAUGUGUCCACGUCCGCCACCCAAGACACGCCGAAGACUCCUUUCCCUCUACCUAGUCCCAACGUGACCCCUGAUAACUUCUCCACACCAAAGUUUACACGGCUGAAUAGCAAAUAUAAAAUUUGACAGCCCAUAUCUUAACACGUUCAACGCCAAGGAAUAAAUGCAGAUCUUUCUAAACAGGCCAUGUCAGACAAUGUUGACCGGCACUUGUAUGUAUCGUUCAGGCCGUGGGGGACAAUGCUGUCCGACGGUCAGAGCUAUUUUCAAACUUCUCAUUUGAGCCGCCGGGCAUUCGUUUUUAGGAUGUUUUGUAUAUAGCAGGACCCGCGCGGCUCCACAGAACAGUUUGGAUAUCGCAGCACGCAAAGAUUUUAAUUUCUUAUUGAAAUUUUUUGCCACUUUCUACAUCGAUUUUUUUCCAACUCUAGAGUACUUCAAAAAAUUGUUUAAUGGAUGUAAGAUGAUGAAUAAAUUGUUGAAAUGGAAUACCUAUAGGGUUGGUAAAUAAGGUAAUAUAGGAAUAACCAAUUAAAUUAAGCUUUUAUUUAAAAUUAAUUAUAUAAAAUAUCUUAAGACAUAGUUACAAAAUUACGAAAAUAUGAGAUCGUCCUGAGACCAUUCUUGUUUUCAACCACGUUCAUGAGAUACAUUAUAACUUGUAAAAAGUAAAAAAAAACAUGAAUUGCUUGUAAUAUUUUAAGCGAAACGAUGGGCUUUAUUAAAGCAAUCCAAACACAAAAAUGGUUUGUUUGGACAAUCAUCACAAAACGUUUGCACUUUUUUCACUUUGUUUUUAGCCUGUUUUCUUCCUUGACUCUGUACAAUGUUCUUAUAACACUGAGAGCAAGAUCUCCUAACAAUUGAACUCUUUCCUUCUUUCUUCACCAGUUUGUGUUUCAACCUCUUAGGUCUUUCAUCCUGAAUUUCUUGUAUAUUUGUCUGCAUACAAAAAGAUUCCACAAUACUUUUUCUAAAGUUACUUAUAGGAAUCUUUUUAUUUGUAACUUUUUGAUACAAAAUAUAGGCGUUUACCAAUGUAGUAUUGAGCAAUAAAUUAAUCGCAAGCUUCUUGUGCCACUUCAGCGAUUUUCUCAAAGGUGUUGAAUAAGCAGCCAAUUGAUCAGCCAAAUCAACUGCCCCUUUCACUUUAUUAUAGUCUACAACAAUUUUUGGCUUUGAAACAAUUUUGCCACGUUUAUUGAUAUCGUGAAAUUGUAUUGAAUGCUUCGUGGAUAGCACAUAUACGUCACGCUUGUCCUUCCAUUUCAUCAUAGUUAUUCCAUCGAAGCUCUCGGCUGCAGCAAAGUCGCCUUUUCUAAGUUUAGCUGUAACAACAUCUUUAGGCAACUGUCUUCUAUUUUUGCGAAUGGUGCCUACCAGGUGCGUUUCUUGGUCUAUUAGCUGUCGUGCCAAAUCUACACUUGUAUACCAGUUGUCCGUAUAAAGAGUAUGUCCUUUAUUCAACAAAUCUCCGCACAAAGACAUAACAACAUUCGUCGGUGUAUUAUUAGUCUCGUCAUUUUUACCUGCGUAAAUGCUUACUUUAUAGGUAUAUCCCGGAAUUGUGCAUAGUUUAAACUCCUUUAUGCCAUAUUUAUGACGUUUUUGUUUAUUAUAUUGACGAAAUAUUAUCCUUCCACGGAAUGGCACCAUGCUUUCAUCGAUACAGAUGUCUUCAGUAGGUGUAUAAUUUUUUUUAAAAUUAGCGUUUAGAUUUUCGAUUAGCUGGCGAACUCGAUGCAACCGAUCUUCUUUGUUAUGGUCGUCAUUGUCAGAAAAAUGAAGCAUUUGCAAAAGCAAUUCAAAACGGUUGCGAGACAUCACAGUUCUCGAAAACGGGUGCCCGGUUAUUUUGUCUUUUGACCAAUAAUCCGCCAAUUUGACAAGCUUCACCAAACCCAUAAAUAAAAUCAAGCCAAAAAAUUGCUUCAUUUCUGUCAAGUUUGUAGGAUGCCACUUUCUAAUACGUGCACUGGGAGUAGCUUCAGGCAUAUUCGUUAUUUUAGCUAUAGCAUAGCAAUUAGUGUGAUUCACUAUUUGUUGAAGUAUAUCGUCGGUUACAAACAGCGAAUAAAAAUCUACGGGUGACAUAUUAGACAUUGAUAACUUGACGUGCAAUGGAACACCCGAAAUUUCGGUGAAAGGAAUAAUCUUGCGUUGAUUACCUUUUGGUUCAGUCCAAACAUUCGUUGAUGGUGUACUUCCUGAAGUAUCUGGACCAACUGCCUCAUGUUCGCUGAUCUCACUAUCUGAUUGAAUUAUACGACGCCUCUUUUUUUUUGUGGGUAAUAUUUGAUAGUCAUCUUCAUCCUCCGAACUCAGUUGAAAACUAUUGUUUAGCAAUGAUAUUUCGAUAUCAUUAAGUUGUGUCAAAAUGUCCUCUGUGAUUUCAAAACCAUCAUCGUCAAAGUCAGCCAUUAUAAUGUAAGUAACUAGCGAAUAUCUUUGAUGCGUAGGUAUUACGAUUUGGCGGGAAAAACACAGCUCUAACGUAAAGCGGGUAACGUAACGUCCUGCGAAAUGCUUGCGAAGGACUGAAGGGGCGCGGGAGGAUAGCGAAUUGCGCGUACGGCUGAGUGGUGGGAGCGGGACGGAUGGGUAAUGCGGGCGGAGUACUUCUCGGCCAGCAAACGGCGCGGCGGCGCAGUGUAGGUAGAAUGGGCGACAACGUGACCCGCGCGGCGCGCUACGUUUGAAAUGCAGAUGACCAUGCGCAGGGGGCCAUCGGGGACAAUGAUGGGCGACAUGAGCUAUUGUCGUUAUUAUACUGUUUUAAUCAGUCUCCUUAAUACUCUAAUAGUUUAAAACGUUUAACUAUUCAUAUGCACUAAUAAAACAAAAAAGGAUUUUUUGACAUAUUACACCUUUUUUGUAUGGCUAGUGGAGAAAGUAGAGUGUCGCCCAGUAUUGUCCGACCUGGCGUUGAACGUGUUAA